Molecule: messenger RNA, 7802 nt
Organism: Amphibalanus amphitrite
Lineage: Eukaryota; Metazoa; Arthropoda; Thecostraca; Balanomorpha; Balanidae
Product: phosphatidylinositol 4-kinase alpha-like
Exons: 41
Coding region: 250-6513 (2087 amino acids)
Biological process (GO): phosphatidylinositol-mediated signaling; phosphatidylinositol phosphate biosynthetic process
Cellular component (GO): plasma membrane; cytoplasm
Molecular function (GO): 1-phosphatidylinositol 4-kinase activity
Source: RefSeq, a predicted model, not a curated record
UUGCUUCCCUGUGUAUUUAUUAUCGUUUCUUCGUAGAUGACAGCCUUGCCUCAUGGAUUUACCGGGUCUUUCCCUUAUUUGUUUUCUUUGAGAGUUGUCGUGCAUGAGCCUAUCUUAGCCCAAGGCUAUACAAACGUUUUAGCAUUAUCAUACCUAUCCCAUCUUGAUCUUCGAUUUUGAAAGAAGUGGCUGAAACUGGUUGCUAGUUUUUUUUAGCUGUUUCUUGCUGAUAUAGCCAUUGUGUGCAACAUGUCAGGCACAAUGGAAGGGGAGAGGAACUUCUUUGCCAAAGCAACCCAGCACCUGGCUCGUGCACUGGCUGCUCAGAAGGACGCCAAAAUUGAGAAGGUCCAGCCGCUGAUCAGCCUACUACCAGUGGUGCCGGCCGAGGGACCGUUCUCGGUGAACCGCCGCGGCCAGGAGGCCGUCUGGGCGCUGGCCGUGUUCCUGCUCGAGUCGGGACUGCAGCACCUCGAUGCGAUCCUGCCGCGGCUGCUGCGGCUGCUCGCCGCCCUGCCCAGGGCCGCACACUUCGAGGAUUUUCGCGUCAACCUGUCUGAUCGCGUGCCUUCUAGCGAGCGGUUUGCCUUCUGCCUGGGUACCAUGCUCUCAGACGUGGCGGCGCGCCGGCCCGACAAACGCCAGGCGAUUCUGAGCGCCCAGGUGCGCGUCUUUGCCGACCUGGUGGCCGCCGUCCGGGCACACAAGGAGAGCACCGACAAUGGCAGCAUGGCCUCAAAAGUCCAGCUGUGCGUCACCACCGUUCCGCUGCUGAUCGGUCUGGCGCGCGCCAUGGGACGCUCCUCCGUCCAGGAGCCGCCGCUGUUCCUGCGCAUCUUCCCCCGGCCGCUGCCACCGCCGGUGGCCCCAGCGCCGCCGCCUGUCGACAGCCGGCCGGCCAAACGCUCCUUCAGCCACUUUCGGUCCAUCAUUCCUCGCUCGAUGAGCAGUAACUUUCCGUCCGGCACGGACCUGAGUGUGGUGGAUGCGUCACGCAACUCCAGACAGGACGUCAGGUGGCGGACGCCGGUGCUGUCCACCCAGCCGUCCGUGCCGCUGGACCCUCAGUUCCAGUUCUUCUGCAAGUUCGGCUCCAGCUUCCAGCCCAGCCUGCCGGCUGUGGCCGGACAGCGCGAGUGCAAAAACCCGCUCGUCUUCUCCGUCAAACAGCUGGAGGAGCUGUUGAGCCUGGCCAAGUACCUGCUGCUCAAGGACGUGCUGAACUACCUGGACAACCAGGCGACGGACGUGUUUGCCGCUGAGCUGCAGGUCAUCUUCCCCUACCAGACGUUCAACGAGAUCCUGAACCUGACGAUCGCCGCCCUGCUCAGGGAGCUGCUGCAGCAUCAGACUGACCUGCCGGCUCCGUUCACUCGGGACGUACAGGAGUUCAUCAAGGGUCUGUUCCUGUCGGGUCAGACCGAGCUGCAGGGCCGCCAGCACGACGCCGAAGAGAGCGCCGACCGACGGCACGCCUACCAGGUCGUCAACAAGUACAAGCUGAAUGUGCGCGCCAACGCCGCCUGCGUGGAGCUGCUCGUCUGGGCCGUCCAGGAUGAGGCUGGUGCCGACAGUCUGUGUAACCGUCUGACCGAGAAGUUGACCUCCGGUCACGGCCACCGGAUGGUGUUGGCUCACAUGCCGCUACUGCUCGUCUGUCUACAGGGUCUCGGCGAGCUGGCGCAGCGAUUUCCGUCGAUCGCCUCCAGCUGUAUCCGGUGUCUGCGAGACUUCCUCGUGCUGCCCUCGCCGAUCCUUGCGCGCCUACAGCGGCAGCAGAGCGAUCUCACCACGCCCGCCGGGCAGAACAUUACUCUGACGGUGACAGACACGAGCGGGGCAGCGCCCGGACGCACCAGCCGCGUCACUGACUCGGCCCUGGACCAGCUGAGAGACGCGGCCAUCGAGAACCUGUGUGUGGCGCUCAAGGCCGGUCACUCGUACGACGAUGUGACCAUCAAGGCGUUUGUGGCAUCCGUCUCCAACCGGCUCUUUACGGCCACCCACCGCGCCAACGCGCGUACGAUCGACUACAACCUGAUCACGUACAACAUGAUCAUGGCGCUGGGACACGUGGCCGUGGCUCUGAAGGACACGCCGGACACGUCGUACUCGAUCCUGCAGUUCUUCGUUCAGAUCUUCUGCCGUCGUCCGAGCGAGGUGGACGUGCUGAUUGUGGACCAGAUGGGGUGCAUGGUGCUGGCGCGCAGUGAGCCGCGAGUCUACGAGGAGGUGAUGAAGGUGUUCACCCAGAUCACCGUCGAGUCGAGCAACACCGUCUACUCGGACCAGGCUGCCAGUGAGGACCGCGGCAAGGACUACAGGCACGUCUCCCAGCCGGUGAUUAACGCCCUGGCCAACAUGGCCGCCCAGCUGCAGGGAGAGACGGAGCUGCACGACCUGCUGGUGCGUCUGCUGGAGCUCUUCGUCCAACUGGGACUCGAGGCCAAGCGCGCCUCCGAGAAGGCCAUGGGAUCGCAGAAGGCUCCGUCGGUCACCAGAAACAUCAAAGCGUCCAGCUCGGCCGGUAACCUGGGAGUGCUGAUUCCCGUGCUGGCCACCCUAGUGCGCCGCUUGCCACCCAUCCGGAACCCCCGGCCUCGUCUUCACAAACUCUUCAGGGACUUCUGGCUGUACUCGGUCGUCAUGGGCUUCACCGUCCAGGACUCGCACAUCUGGCCGGUCGAAUGGUACGAGGGUGUGAAGGAGAUCGCCAUCAAGUCGCCGCUGCUCAUCAGCUCACAGACCUCGCUGGCCUCCGAGAUGCGCGAGCUGCAGCACACCUCGGCGCUGCGGAACGACGCCGUAUCAUUGACGGAGCUCCAGGAGCUAAAGACUCAGAUCCUCAACUACCUGGAGCAGCCGCAGGACGUGUCUGCCAUCAUCAGGCAGCUGUCGUUCGCCCAGUGCACCUACCUGCUGUCCGUCUACAAACUCGAGAUGCUGCGAGUGCAGAACCAGGAGGAGACCAGUUUCCACGCCAUGUUUGAGUACCUGAACGACCCAGCCAUUCAGAGGGACAAGUACAACAUGUGGGCCUGCAUGAACAGCGUCGGUGAGCGCGUGUUCGCCAGCUUCCUGGACGUGAUGGCGCACAAGCCAAAGAACACUGCACGGGAGCGUGAGCUCGAGGGUCACGCCCAGUUCCUGCUGGUGCACUUCAACAGCCCGCACAAACAGAUCCGGCGUGUGGCCGACAAGUUCCUCUCGCAGAUGGUCGAUAGGUUCCCGCACAUCCUGUGGAACGCCACCGUGCUCACCACGAUGCUGGACAUCCUGCAGCUGCUCAGUGAGUCGCUGCAGCAGAACCCUAAUGAAGUGUACCCCGACCUGCGGGUGCCCGGUACGCCGUACUGCCUGGUACUGCAGGACACCACCGAGGCGCGAGAGACGACGGUGAAGGACUUCUCGGCGCGCUGCGAGGGCAUCAUUGAGGAGGCGAUGAAGUGGGCGCCGGCCACGACGCGCUCCCAUCUGGCCGAGUACCUGACGCGGCCGGCACCCGCGCACCACACGGGCCUGGCACUGGCGCUCGAGGCUGGACUACAUUUCGCCGGCCCCAGCCCGCAGGCGGCCCCGCUGGCGGCGGCGACGCUCUCCAAGCUGCCCGAGUGUGUGAAGAGUAACAGCUCCGAGCUGGUGACGGCCGUGGCCCUGCGCUGUCUCUACUCUGGCGAGGUCCGAGGUCUGCAGGCGGCGGGGACUGACGGUCAGCUGGCGACUCAGCUGAAGGCUACGUGGACGCGGAAGGAUGACGCUGCGCACAGUCCGGCGCUGCUGAGGGUUACCGCGCAGCUCAUCAGCACUACGGGUCUGGACCGGGAGCUGCUCCACCUGGUGGCCUGGUCUCCGGCCAUCAUGUUCACCGAACCGGCCAUGCGUACCGGUAUCCAGUGCUGGGAAUGGGUGCUCUCGGCGCGGCCCGACCUGGAGAUCAGCUUCCUGCGCGAAAUGUGCGCCGCCUGGCAGUACACGAUCGACAAGCGCCUGGGUCUGUUCAGUGAGCAGGAGCCCGAGGUGAACCCGCUGGCCGUCUACGAGGGCUGCUCCAUCGAGGCCAAGCCGCCGUUCGUGGCGCCGCACCACCUCUGGGUGCAGUUUUUGCUGGAGCGUGUGGAGAUCGCCCGGUACCGCAGCCGCGACCAGGUGGACCUGUUGUGCUCCCUGCUGCACAGCACACUGUCCUUCUCCGUGGGCGGAGAGCGGGGCGCCAUGACGCGCCACGUGGCCGCCGUCGGCACCCGGGUCCGCCUGCUCACCUGUGGCCUCAUACUGCUGCAGUCGGAUGUGCUGCCAAAGACGCAGGGUAAGGUGGCGCUGCGCGAGCGGAUCUACUACGCGUGCCUGGACUACUUCUGCGGCCGGCCGCGUUUCCCGUGCCCCGAACAGUCGGCCACCACUCUGCGAGAGGACAUCACCGUGCUCAUCCGCUUCUGGCAGAACAUGCACUCGGACAAAAAGUACCUCAAGACCAGCAUGAUGGGAGGGUUCAACCAGUGGAACGUGGCCGGUACGCGCGAGGUGGCCUCCUCGGCGCGGCCGCCAGCCAGCGAGUUUAACCCGUCGGUGACGGGCUGGUUCAACACGGUGCCCCUCACCUCCAACAACUCGACACUGUCGCGCCGCUCGGCCAAACACCGGCUGGCUAACCCGGAUGUCUACGUCAAAGACUACAUCAAGAAGAGGAACCUGAUCCUGGCGCUGCUGGCAGCCGAGAUCGAGCGUCUGCUGACGUGGCACAACCCGCAGAACAGAGCCGAGCUGCACAUGGCCGGCGAGGAGAACAUGGCCGCCUGGCGCGCGCAGCCCAUCUCGGAGAAACAGUGGCACGACCACGUCCGGCUGGCCUGGGACAUCAGCCCCACGCUGGCCGUCAUGCUGCCAGAGCGGUUCAAAGACGAGGUUAUCACCCGCGAGGUGAGCCGUCAGGUGCGCAGUAAGCCGCUGGCCGUCUGCCGCGUCCCAGAGGCUCUCCAGUACCUGACCACGCCCGAGCAUAUCGUCAACGACAUCAUCGAGCUAUCUCACGCGCUGACGUGGGCCAAGCUGCCGCCAGUACGGGCGCUGGCGUACUUUUCGCGGCAGUACCCUCCGCACCCGAUCACGGCCCAGUACGCGGUACGGGUACUCAGCUCGUACCCGUCCGAUACGGUGCUGUUCUACAUACCGCAGCUGGUGCAGGCCGUCCGCUAUGACACGAUGGGAUUCAUCACCGAGUUCAUAAAGCGGGCGUGCGCCAAGUCUCAGAUCCUGGCGCACCACGUCAUCUGGAACAUCGAGACCAAUAAGUUCCGCGACGAGGAAGGCCUCGUGAAAGACGCUGAUCUGUACGAGCCGUUGGAGAACAUCCGAAACGCCAUCGUCUCGGCGCUCUCUGGGCCGGCCAAGGCCUUCUACGAGCGAGAGUUCAGCUUCUUCGAGAAGAUUACCAACGUGUCGGCUCAGAUCAAACCGUUCCCGAAAGGCCCGGCCCGGAAGGAGGCGUGUCUGAAGGAGCUGAGGAAGAUCGAGGCGCAGGAGGGCUGCUACCUGCCCCCGAUCCCCGACUGCCGAGUGCUGGCCAUCGACUAUAACAGCGGCACGCCCAUGCAGAGCGCGGCCAAGGCGCCCUACCUGGCCCGGUUCCGUGUGGAGCGAUGUGGAAUCAACGAGCUGGAGCAGCAGGUCAUGCACGUGCUGGACGGGCCCGAUGACGCGGCCGAAGAGAGACGACCCUCCAUGGGCGUCGAGAAGUGGCAGGCCGCCAUCUUCAAGGUGGGAGACGACGUGCGUCAGGACAUGCUGGCGCUUCAGGUGAUCGAGCUGUUUCAGAACAUCUUCAAGCAGGCCGGCCUGGACCUGUUCCUCUACCCGUACAGGGUGGUGGCUACAUCUCCCGGAUCGGGCGUCAUCCAGUGUGUACCAAAGGCCAAGUCACGCAGUGACCUCGGCAAGGAGACGGACUUUGGUCUGUUUGAGUACUUCCUCACCACCUACGGACACGCGUCCAGCGCCAAAUUCCAGGACGCCCGCCGCAACUUUGUCAAGUCGAUGGCGGCCUACUCGCUGGCACUCUUCCUGCUGCAGAUCAAGGACAGGCACAACGGCAACAUCAUGCUGGACGAGGACGGCCACAUCGUACACAUCGAUUUCGGCUUCAUGUUCGAGUCGUCUCCGGGCGGCAACAUCGGCUUCGAGCCGGACAUCAAGCUCACUGCCGAGAUGGUGAUGGUGAUGGGGGGCCGGGUGGACGCCGAGCCGUUCAAGUGGUUCAUGGAGCUGUGCGUCCAGGGGUACCUGGCAGUCAGGCCAUACUGUGAGGCCAUCAUCUCCCUGGUAUCGCUGAUGCUCGACACUGGACUGCCCUGUUUCCGCGGACAAACCAUCAAACUGCUGCGAGCCAGGUUCGCGACCUCCUCCAGCGAGCGGGAGGCGGCCGCCUACAUGACCAAGGUCAUCAACAACUCGUGUCUGAGCUUCCGCAGUCGCACCUACGACAUGCUGCAGUACUACCAGAACCAGAUCCCCUACUGAGCGACUUCCGUCGGGCGCCCUCCGCUCCCAACAGACGGGCCCGUGAAGGGACCAUUUCGGAGCUCUCCGACAUACCGACGAACCCCGCGAGCGAAAUCGAUCCAAGCCGACACCAUUUAUCACUCACCACGGGCAGAUGCCUGUGUUCUGUGUGGGAUGUAUGCGAUCAUUGCUUUACUUUCUGUAGAGCUGUCGAACACUCGGUCUCGUCCAGCUAUCGCAGCUAGCGUCGUAGCAUCUUCUUGGUGGCUAAGGUUGUGCAAGCUGCGGUGCUGUAUAGCGGUGUUUGAAACUGCACUCCAUUUGGCGACGCAUGCAUCGAUUUUUUGCGGCAUGGGUUCCGCGGAAGGACGCCAAGCUGAGCCAGUUUGCAGGAACCCUAUCUAUGUGUCCGGAGUGUGCUGUGCUUCACUAGCGGUACCUGUAGGCAUACAUGUUUAUGAGAGCUGUUAUGUUGUUGGCUGUUGUUGGUGUUACCUGAGAAAGAGCUAGAUUGUCCGUUUGUGUGCGGGGCUGGAACCCAGUAUGUAACACCCUGUGGGCUCCGCGGUGUCGGGCACGGGUGGUCAUUGGUUAGCACUGUGAGCUUGGAGUAAGGAAAUGUCUGGUGACACCCAGUCGUGCGCUCUGGUUGGGUUGGGCGUCGCGGUAUGAUUAUUAUUUCCGCUCUACGUGCCGUGACACGCUACACCGGACGCAGACAACAGAGAGCCCACGGUCGUCUAGUCGUGGUGAGAGGCUUGUGGGGACGUGUGAUGUGAUCUUAUCGGUGAUAUCGGUCUACAUCUAUUAUCUGUUACUUCAGAUAGCCAUAUUUAGUCUCGCAAAUAUUUGUGAGUGAUAUGCCGGUAGCUUCUUAGAGAAAAGUCGAGGCAUAAAAGCAGAGGAGUGACAAUAUCAGGGUGCAGUCCACGUAAGAUUGAUUUGUAACUUGCACCUAAUUGUCAGUUCCCAACCGAGGCGAAAUAUGUUACUUCGAAGUUACGUUUUGAUUUUUGGACGGUGCUAGGAAACCUGUGGAGUGUGGGGUGGGGAUAUGAGCCAUGUUUGUUACCUACCGAUGCGGGGUAGAAUGUAUCCCAAUGAUACGAUUUAUUACUCGUGAUCAUAUAACAUCGAUCAUUCCCGUGAUCAGUCUACAGUCAAAUAACUGGAGUAAUUGUUGUCGCGAUGUUGUAGACCAUGUUAUUCGUGUGUCGAUACUCUAUAUCCCGCUGCGUGUUUAGUGUGAAGUAAUUUUGUGCAGUGUCACUAUCACGAAUAUAUCGAAAAAUAAACCGACUGCAUGA